This is a messenger RNA of Symbiodinium necroappetens, 1131 nucleotides long. The record is from the annotation of a GenBank genome assembly. NCBI's taxonomy places the organism in Eukaryota, Dinophyceae, Suessiales, Symbiodiniaceae.
AUGUACGCGGACGAGAUUAAGCCAGGUAAUGUCUUGAGGCCUGACAAGGGCCGCGAGCAGCUGUGCUUCUACUGGACGCUGAAAGAGUUGCCGAGUUGGUUUGUCAGCAGGGACCAAGGUUGGUUCUUCUUCGGGUGCUUCCCGACGAGCAUGAUCGGAAAUGUUGCUGGCGGCUACUCAUUUCUUUUCAGCCUCAUGGUAGAAUGCUUCUUCGACCUGCAGCAGGACAAGCUCAACUUUGGAACAGGCAUCCCCCUGAGCAAGACUUCCGGAAGUUUUGUCUUCAAACCCAAGUUCGGCUUUUUCCUUGCCGACGCCAAAGCUUUAAAACAGCUGUGGAACCUGAGUGGUGAGAAUGGAACGAAGCCGUGUUUUUGUUGUGCUAAUGUGGUAGGCAGGAUUGAGGCCGAGGGCCUUGUCAACCAUGAGUAUUUGGUGCACGUGAGCAGCUGUGAGCAAGACCGCUUCCAGCUGCACACGCCGGAAACUGGUGCAACCAUGGUGCGAGACCUGGCCGCUUUGGCAGGCCGUCCGGCCGAGCAAAAAAAGUUGGGUCAGGUUUGUGGUCUGCAGUACCACGAGAACGGGGCAUUGUGGCAUCCUCGCUUGCAACUGAACCACAUCUCGCAAACCAUGUACGAUUGGAUGCAUGUGCUCGUGACGAGCUCUGCUGUAGGUCAGUACCAGGUGAACGAGUUUGCGAAGGAGCUCAAGCAGAGUUGGCAUGUCAGCCUCGAGUAUCUAGACCACUUCGCACAGACGUUCCAGCUGCCGGCAUGUUACACCGCCCUGCCGAAGAAGUUCUUCCGCGACCGGGUAUGCAUGGAGGCCAACUCCUGCAUCAGGUGCUUUGGCUCCGAGAUGUUGGUUGCGGUGAGGAUUCUUGUGGCCCUGGUCCAGACUGUGCUGGACCCGGCCGGUGUUCUUCCGGAGCACUGCCGCUGCAUGAAGCUGCUGGGAGACAUUUUGGACAUCUUGUCGUCCUCGGUAGCCAGCCCUGCACGCAGGGCCGUGGCUCUGGAAGAGGCCGUGUCGGCACACAGGCCGCUCUUUGCCGAGCUCUACCCCGACUGCCGGAAGCCCAAGUUCCACUGGCUGCACCACGUGCCGGCUCAAGUGCGGAAGUUCGAC